This is a messenger RNA of Paramuricea clavata, 1142 nucleotides long. The record is from the annotation of a GenBank genome assembly. Lineage: Eukaryota; Metazoa; Cnidaria; Anthozoa; Malacalcyonacea; Plexauridae.
AUGUCUGCGGUUGCUUAUAGAAUAUCCAGCUUGUUGGUUCAUAGUGGAGCCACUCACCAGGACAUAAUCCGGCUUAACAAGUUGGGUGUAUGUAUGUGCCCCAAAUCUACAGUUGAAAUGCAACGUAAGAUGGGUAGGCACUUUGAUGCAAAGGUUUUACAAUGGAAGUCAUCUAUAGAAGACACCAGAAAUUGCCUACAAUUUUUGAAUGAAGUCAUUGAAAAACAGAAACCCGUUCUUGAAGACGACUCCAUGGAUUUGGAAUCAGUGUUCGACAUGCGAGAAGAAAUUGUGAAAAAAUACCAAUCUUACCAUCCAAAUGUCUACAAUAAAGUGGUGGACUCUUUAAGGGUGAAUGAAGAGAACGAACAUAAUAUGGCAUUAUGCAGUACUCGACAAAAUUUCAGUGAAGAAGCAUUGCGAUAUGAGAUUUCUGUCCUUGAAAAUGAAAACGUACCACUUUACAAGUAAGAAUUAUUGAACAUUUUUCACUCGACCUUGGGACAGCAAUUGUUUUGUUAAAAUGUUUGAACGUUUACACGAAAAGUUUUGUCGUAACAUAAAAACUGGCCUUGACAACAUAGUGCCACUGCCUUGACAACAUGCACCGCGCAACGAUAAAACUUUUCGUUCAAACAUACCGACAAAACAAUUGGCGUUCCAAGAUCGAAUGAAAAUCGCAAUAUUGUAUUUACAUUGAAAAUGAAAAUUGUGGCAAAUUUUACUAUACGUACAUAGUGUUUUGGAUGUUCUAUAAAAAAGAAUUAUGACAGCCUGGCAAAAUCAAGUGUCCUAUUUUUUGCGAUUCUUUGUAUAAUAAUGUUAACAAUAGACAAUCCAAAAUACGUUCAUGUUUUCUCAAACUUAAAAUGUUUUACAGUUUAUUCCAUGGAAUUGUUGGUGAUAAUGUUGAUAUGGAAAUUGCUGCUAGAAUUGAGAGAAAAGAAAGGGGUAAUCAAUCUUUGCACUGGACUCAUCAAUGCGCUGUAUUGGACAGGGCGUCUCCCGUUGGCGACAACAGGAAACAACCCCGAAGUGACAUGACACAGCUUAUCGAUUUGUUGCCACACAGUCAAGUGCAAGAAAACCUGAUAAGUACAAUGGCAGUUCUUGUCAGCAGAGUGGUAACAAAAUACCUCUAA